AUGGCGGCUCCAGAGGGAGCCAGGUAUGGGACAGGUGCAUCCCUCUUUGAUGUUCAUCAUGAACGUAGUUUCCUGCUUUGUGAGCUAUAUUGGAAGUUGCAGCUGAUUGUAUGGCUUCCCUUUGCUAUUUUAGGUGUGGGCUUUGCCACUCGGCAGGUGGGAAAUGUGACUAAACCAACAGUGAUCAUCAGUCAGGAGGGGGACAAAGUGGUGAUCAGGACGCAAAGCACAUUCAAGAACACAGAGAUUAGUUUCCACCUGGGAGAAGAGUUUGAUGAAACUACUGCAGAUGACAGGAACUGUAAGGUAAGGCGUGCCACUUCUCUGGGGUGGGUGUGGGGAUCAGGGAAUAAAAGAGAUUCCUCAGGCUACUUUUUUUAGAUGAUGGGAAGUGGAGUACGUUCUCAGUAUUUCAAUGCACAGAGGAGGACAUCAGGGUUAAUUUUGCACUCUGGCACACAUUAGUUUUGUUCUAAACAAUGAGUUACUUAUAGCUCGCGUGUUGACUCUCUUACCGUAUUUUCACAUUAUAUAUCAAACCUUUCAGAAAAUAUUUAAUAGCAUUCUUUUGAAAGAACGAUUGCAUUUUAUUUCAUCUCUCCGAUUGCCUUGGAUUCACUAACUAGACAGCUUGCCUCAUUCUAAGGCUUCGUUUAAAGGAGAAAGGCGACUAGUCUGAAAGCUCUUGUUCAGGGUUUUAAUUUCUAACAUACAAAGUUGUUGCAUUUAGAUGUACACAUUUCAAUUAAAUUAUGAAUGACUCGAGUUUACAUACUAAGGGCUCUAGAAACAACAG
Messenger RNA from Hipposideros armiger (great roundleaf bat), 796 nucleotides. RefSeq names its product retinol-binding protein 1-like. The transcript is spliced from 2 exons. Gene Ontology annotation, molecular function: lipid binding. The record is from RefSeq and is a predicted model, not a curated record. The coding region runs from base 1 to 381 and encodes 126 amino acids. Lineage: Eukaryota; Metazoa; Chordata; Mammalia; Chiroptera; Hipposideridae.